AUGUCGGUGGUAGUGGAGGGGCGUUGCCAUGGUCACCGCCUCGCCUACAGUUCGCGGCCAACCAUGUCCGACGACAGAGUGGUCUUGAAGAGGAAGAUCACUCUGUUGAACGGCGUAGCCCUCAUCGUCGGCACCAUCAUAGGCUCCGGUAUCUUCGUGUCCCCUACCGGAGUCCUCAUCUACGCCAAGUCCAUCGGCCUCAGCCUCAUAGUCUGGGCCGUGUCCGGAGUGUUCUCGACUAUCGGGGCACUAUGUUAUGCCGAGCUGGGAACCUCCAUCACGAGAUCCGGAGGAGAUUAUGCCUACAUCUUGGAGGCCUUCGGCGAUCUACCUGCCUUCCUGAGGCUCUGGGUGGCACUCCUCAUUAUCCGACCGACGACGCAAGCUAUCGUAGCCCUAAGUUUCGGAGAGUACGCGCUUAAACCUUUCUUUCCGAACUGUUCGCCUCCAAAGUCAGCUGUAUCUCUCUUAGCCGCCGCUUCAUUAUGUUUCCUCACUGCGAUAAACUGCAUCAGCGUCCGCUGGGCGAUGGCUAUCCAGAACAUCUUCACGACCGCCAAGCUGCUUGCGUUGGUUUCGAUAAUCCUCGGGGGAAUGGUCCACAUCUGCCUUGGUAACACUAGCUACCUGGCAGAGCCGUGGAAGGGUGGGGAUACCGACCUCGCUAGCUGCAUGGUGUCACUCAGCAUGGCUCUCUUCUCCGGCCUCUUCGCCUACGGUGGCUGGAACUACCUCAACUUCGUCACGGAGGAGCUCAAGGAUCCAUACAGGAACCUGCCGAAAGCGAUAUGGAUCGCUAUGCCAAUAGUGACCAUCAUCUACGUUUUGGCCAACCUUGCUUACUUCGCGGUCAUCACGCCUCAGGAGAUGCUGCAGUCCCCAGCUGUUGCAGUGACAUUCGGAGACAGGAUAUUUGGCAGCCUGAGCUGGUCAGUUCCCAUUUUCGUCGCUCUCUCGACAUUCGGUGGAGUCAACGGGAUUCUCUUCACCUCAGGUAGGCUGUUGCUGAUAGGAAGUCAAGUCGGCCAUCUUCCCAAGAUCUUCUCCUACAUCAGUGUUAAGCAGCUUACUCCUAUUCCGUCCCUCAUUUUCAUGGGAGGAUCAUCUAUUGUUAUGGUGUGCUGGAGCGACGUUUACAUCUUAAUAAAUUAUUUCAGCCAAGUGCUCUGGUUUUCUGUUGGUGCAUGUAUCGCAGCUCUUCUCUACCUCCGCUGGGCGAGACCUGAUCUUCCACGGCCCAUCAAAGUACAUUUGUCACUGCCGAUCAUAUUUCUUUUGUGCUGUGCUUUCCUUGUAAUUACCUCAACCAUCUCAGAACCAAUGAAUACUGUGAUUGCUUUUUUUAUAACUACCUCUGGAGUUCCUAUUUACUACUUAUUUGUGAAAACCGAAAAAAGGUCUCUAUUUGUAGAGAGAACAAUGCGUGGUUUGACCAUUUGGCUUCAAAAACUAUUGGAUGUUAUCCCGCAAGAAAAUCUUAUAGACAAUUUAUAAGAUUCCUGUAUAUGGGAAGAAGCUAUGGAACACCUCUUCUGUUUAUAUAAUUUGUUCAUUUUGUAUAUUUUGCCUGUUUUAUGCUUUACGUAUAAGUAUUUUUUAAAUAAAAAUGAAUAAAUCAUUUAUUAAUUUUUCGUUUUUUUGUUAUUUACACAAACAAUCGUUUGAAUUUACAAUAACAUAUUCAAUAGAAAAUAUACAAUGUGUUAUCUAUAUAGUACAUAUCACAUCUGUGAUGAGUGAAUUAUUUACAUGAUUGUACAAUAAUAAGGAGAUCACAGCUCAGUCUUCAGUCUAUUAUCGUUGGCUUCAGUUUGUUCAUUUCCAUCUUU
Nezara viridula (southern green stink bug) is the source of this 1829-nucleotide messenger RNA. The record is from the annotation of a GenBank genome assembly. NCBI's taxonomy places the organism in Eukaryota, Metazoa, Arthropoda, Insecta, Hemiptera, Pentatomidae.